CAUUAGGUACCCCCGUCAGCCGCAUCUCCUUCCCCCUCCUCCUCCCAUACCCGCUUGCCGUCCUUCUCAGCUUCCCCAUCGCCGCCCCUCCCUUGCUUGUACCAGCUGAAAAUGCCGAGGGUGGUUUCCGCAGUCACGCCAAAAUGUCGGUUACACGUUCAAUUUGCUGCACUAGGCAGGCGUCAUCAGCCAGGCAGGCAAGCAGGCAGACAGGCAGCAACCCUCUGUUGCAAGCAUUCGAUAGUUCGGUCCACAACGUACGAACAUCAGACCCUGAAUCCCCACCAUGGCUGCUCUUUUCUGCCUGCCCACCUCCCCUCUCUCUGCCCUCUGCUUUGCUGAGUCCGAGCUGAAAUGCGGGGGGCGACGGUUGGAGCUGAUGCGUUCGGAGCUGGCAUUCGACGUUCCGUUCCGAACGCGCCGCCCGGAAUGAGUUGUCCCUGCAGCCUCUGCAGCAACCUGCUGGUGUUCACUCGAGCAACGGCGGCUCGAUUCUGUCAGAGAGGGACAAUCUGUCGCCCGCUCGAGCCAAUUCAGCUAUGGGAAGCGACAGUCUCGUCGCAUGCGACGUCGCGACAGUAUCCCUACGACCAGCCCUAACCGCCGUGAACUUUUGGGACAAAUCGUAGCCAAUCAGGUCGCGCUGCGCAGUUCCUCCAAUCCAGAAACUGCGCCAAACGCGGCGCCAUCCGCGUCGCCUAGUCCGCUCCCGCCGCCGACCUUCCACGUGGACGUGACGAUUGCGGGCGGCGGGCUCGCGGGGCUCGCGCUCGCCGCCGGCCUGCAGUCGCGCGGCGUCGAGGCGGCGGUCUUCGAGGCGGCGCCCGCGCUGCGGUCCAACAACAGCACCGUUAUGGUCGUCUGGCCGAACGGCGCCGCCGCGCUCGACGGAAUCAUGCCCGGGUUGAGCGGAACGGUGGCGGAACACGGCACGCUGGUGAACCGGCGGAGCCUCUGCAACCGGCGCAAGCCGCCGCCACCGCCGCCAGGCGGCGGAGCUGAAAGCGGGCUCGCGGGAAGCGGCGGGCCCACGGAAAGUGACACAAAGGGCAGCGGGGGAGGUGGCGCGGCCAGUGGCGCGGGGAGCAACACCCCGCUAGGUCCGGAUUGGAUGGUGGCGGAGACGGAGGAGGCGGGGCUGAACAUGGUGCCCUGGCGCCGCAUCCAAGAGGCGCUGGCGUCAGCGCUGCCGCGGCCAGAGUUGGUGCGAUGCGGACACCGCGUGGUGGGGUACCGGCCUGUGCUGAAGAGGGGGAGCGGGGAGGGGGGGAGGAAAGAGGGCAGAGCGGGGGAAGCGGGGGAAGCGGGGGAAGAGGGGGAAGCGGGGGAAGGGAAUGAAGUGGGGGGAGGAAGUGAGGUUGAGGCGGUGGAUGUUAUCUGUGAGGUCGCGGGUUCGAAUCCUGGCGAGAACCAAUUGGUGGUUGUGAGGACGAAGGUUCUGGUGGGAGCUGAUGGGGUGCGAUCAGCCGUGAGAGAUCAAAUGAUUGGCGACUCGCCGCGGUUCCUCAACCAGAUCGCCUGGAACUCGUUUCUCAGCAGCCCGACUAACCCCAGCGCUGGAGCUAACCCCAGCAACCCCACUGCUACAGCCGGCAACCCAGCCAACGUCAGCAGCCCAGCUGAUGCCAAUAGCACUGGAGGUUCAUCCACGGAUGUCGGUGCAUCAGGAGAGGCUGUUCCGGAAUUGACGGCUCUGAUUGACGAGGUGACGGGGUGCAGUGCGAUCUUCAUCGUCCUGAAGAAUGGCGAGAGAUUCUGGCAGGUGCGAUAUGUGGACUAUGAAAUGGACCCCACGUUCCAAGACACCCCGUUUGCGGGUUUCGGCAGCAAGCAGGGCAUCAAGGCCCGCCUCCUUCCUCUCAUCUGCUCCAACCUCCCCCACCACCCCGUCUGGAAACGAGCCCUCCAAGAAGCUUCCUCCACCCCAGAAUCUCUCAUUUUCGAACGGCGCCAGCUGGACCGCCCGCCCCCUACUGACUCCUGGAGCGACCCUGUCUGCGGUAACAGGGUGGUUCUUAUAGGGGAUGCGGCUCAUGCCAUGGACCCUGGGCCGGGCCAGGGGGCUUUGACUGGGUUUGAGGAUGCCCACCAGUUGUCCCUGUGUCUGGCUGAUGUGGGAGAGAGAGGUUCGUUUGCCGAGCCUGCUGCCGUGGCUGCGGCGGUUCGGGAGUUUGAGGCUCGGCGGAUUGGGAGGUGUGUGAAGGUGCAUCGGCAUGCGACUGCACUGAUCGGGUAUGGGGAGGAAGGGAGGGAGUUCAAGAGCAGGAGCGUGACAGAUCAGAUGAAGGCUACUAUGGAGUUUAUGAGGUGGAUGUACUCCUACCCUGACAAGAUUCAUGGCGAUCCGGAAUCCACCCUUUUCCAGUGAAUGCCGGUUGAGGAAGGAAGGGAGUUCAUACUUACAGUACUGGAGCGUGAUGGAUCAAAUGAAUGCCACCACGGAAAGGAGUUUAUGAGGUGGAUGUAUAGUACUCGUUCAAACUAUAUAAGUUAUAAUUUAAUAUAGGCUUGGUAGGUUGUUACUGAACCUUUCUGUAGGGGGUACAAACCCCUCCUUGUACUCUCCUCUUCCUAAUC
Molecule: messenger RNA, 2577 nt
Organism: Closterium sp. NIES-67
Lineage: Eukaryota; Viridiplantae; Streptophyta; Zygnematophyceae; Desmidiales; Closteriaceae
Source: the annotation of a GenBank genome assembly